Messenger RNA from Olea europaea var. sylvestris, 828 nucleotides. RefSeq names its product 60S ribosomal protein L23. NCBI's taxonomy places the organism in Eukaryota, Viridiplantae, Streptophyta, Magnoliopsida, Lamiales, Oleaceae. Gene Ontology annotation, molecular function: large ribosomal subunit rRNA binding; structural constituent of ribosome. Gene Ontology annotation, cellular component: cytosolic large ribosomal subunit; ribosome. The transcript is spliced from 4 exons. Bases 109 to 531 code for a protein of 140 amino acids. The record is from RefSeq and is a predicted model, not a curated record. Gene Ontology annotation, biological process: translation.
UUUCACGGCCCAUGUCCAAAACAUCCUUAAAACUCAACAAAACCCUAGCUCCUCCUCAGGACCUCAUCGAUCUAACCAAACCCUAGAGUAAGAGAAAAAUCGGCAGAAAUGUCGAAGCGAGGACGUGGAGGAUCGGCGGGGAACAAGUUCAGGAUGUCGCUGGGUCUGCCAGUGGCGGCGACGGUUAAUUGCGCUGACAAUACCGGAGCGAAGAAUCUGUACAUCAUUUCGGUGAAGGGGAUUAAGGGGCGUCUCAAUCGCCUGCCAUCUGCUUGUGUUGGAGAUAUGGUGAUGGCUACCGUUAAGAAGGGAAAGCCCGAUCUGCGUAAGAAGGUCAUGCCAGCUGUCAUCGUACGGCAGCGCAAGCCAUGGCGCCGAAAGGAUGGCGUCUUCAUGUACUUCGAAGAUAAUGCUGGGGUUAUCGUGAAUCCCAAGGGUGAGAUGAAAGGUUCUGCCAUCACUGGUCCAAUUGGAAAGGAGUGCGCUGAUCUUUGGCCUCGGAUUGCAAGUGCUGCCAAUGCCAUUGUUUAGAUGUAGAAGUUUGAAGUGGUCGGGAAUUUUUGUUUUUCGAGUUCUUUUGAAGUCUUUAAGGUCUGAUGUUAGAAAUUUAUGUGACACCUAUACUAAACAAGUUGCCAUUUUUGUGGAAAGUCAGAUUCUUUACCGGUUUUCUGAUUUCUAUGGUUGUUUUUUAGUUCAAUUAAUAUGGAUUAUUGCCUAUAUGAUUGUAGCAAAGUUGUGCCAUGUAUGUGUUAAUUGUAGAUGUGUCAGCUCUCGGGCUAUUCCUGUUGACUCUUCAUGGUGGUACUUGCAAUUCGCUUGGGAGUA